CUCUCAUCACACUGAUCCAAUUACAUUAAGAAAAAAACAACAACAAACAUUCAAGCUUUUUAUAAAAAUGGUUGUGAAAUGUCUAUUUUUAGACAAUAACUAAAUAUGAAUAUGUGAUAACUUAAAAACAUCAAGCCAAACUGAGAUUAGACUGAUCAACAAGAAGAUUCUCUCAUGGCCAAUAGCACAGGUGUUUCGACUGGAGAUAUUUCAUACGGCCUCACGAAAACAAUGGCGCUACUGUUGGCCAAUAUUCUAGCUCCUAGCAUCACUAUCGUGGGUGUGGUGGCCAAUGGUGUCAGCAUUGCAGGGUUCACCAGGCUCGGUCUCAGAGACAGCGUCACCGUCUCUUACUUCCUGUUGACCAUAUCAGACUUUGCCUUCACCAUUAGUAACCUGAUCAUCAUCGUGUCCAUGAUGUUUGUCCAAACAGGUGGUCAGUGGUACGUGGACCCGUUAUCAUUGACCACUGUCAUCUACCCUGUGUACCGGAUCUUCUACGACCUGUCCAACACGAUUACCUGCUACAUCGCCAUCGCCAGGUGUUGCUGUGUCGCCUUGCCCCUCAAGUUCAGGUCAACCUUCACGAGGUCAAGGACGUUUGGGAUCAUCGGUGUCAUGUACAUAGGAUUUUUUGUGGAGUUCGCACCGCUGUUUGCCAACCAGGGUCUUCACGAGGUGUUCUUACCGGCAUUGAAUGUAUCUCGGGUGAUCGUUUGGUUUUCGAAGGACAGGGACCAGAUAGUCAAAAUCAUAUUUGACAGCAUCAAUGGGACUUCGUUUCUCAUCAUCACGUUCUUGAUUUCCGUAAUCUGUUUGAUAAUCAUCUUCAACGGCCUAAGGUUAUCAUCUAAAUUUAGAAUGUCCUUGAAAACUCAGCCCCCGCCGAAUGAAAUUGAUCGAGUAACGGACGGAAAGAAAAACGAGCAAGUGAAGUCAAGCAUGUCGGUGUUAGAGAUUAAGGUAGUCCAAGGCGUGGCUUUAGUGGUGUUGAUAUCCGUCUCGUGCAAUUUCCCGAUGAUAUGCAUAGCUUACAGCCGACUGGCCGUCCCCGAGCUGGAGCUGGGCAGAGCUUACAACAACUUGUAUUUUUUUAUUCAAAACAUCAGUGGUUUUAUCAUCUCUGUGAAGAAUUCCUUCAACUGGGUCGUGUAUUACAAUUGCAACACACGUUAUAGAGCGACUCUCAGAUCUUUGUUUGUAAAGAUUGGCGGCUUUAAACUAUUUAGCCACGAAGCACUCGUCUAAGACCUUCUCAUUAGCUCAAUCAGACAUAAACUCCAGCAGCCCCCCCCCCCCACCUGUGUUCCAAAGAAAUGUUAAAUCAACGUUAGAAGAGGACGUGUCUCUUAAAGGAUCGUUUAAUUUUAGCAAUGUUUUUAGAUGUGUUUGAUUGCUACAUUUUAAUUUUUGUUUAGAAAGCUGUUGGUUCAUUUACUCCAAAAUAAAUUGGUGUUAUUGUUUCCUCCUACGAUAUUUCGAUAUGCUCAAGUUGAUAUUUACAUACCAUUAUCUGUUAAGGAACAUUUUAUCGGAUCAACGACUUUUUUUAUGGGUUAGCUUUAAUUUUAAAAAAAAUAGUUGCCGUUUUAGGAAGGUCAAUAUUCAAAGAACCGUUUUCAGCGUUCGAAAUGCACGAGAGAAACAGCUUUAAGCGUCUGUAAGAACUGUCCAAACCGUUGGGGGAAAAAGUGGG
Lymnaea stagnalis (great pond snail) is the source of this 1696-nucleotide messenger RNA. Lineage: Eukaryota; Metazoa; Mollusca; Gastropoda; Lymnaeidae. The record is from the annotation of a GenBank genome assembly.